ACGAAACGUUUCGAUAAAGCCACUUUUGGGACGACAAGAGGUGAUGCAUUCGUACUCACUCACUUCGCCUAAGGUGCCGCUGGUACAGAAGCAACGAUGAGCUAUCCCUGCGAGAAAGCGGAGAAUAGACUUCGGAUGGAGCAAGCGCCUCCGGCAUUGAAUGGCCGUGCGUACGCACCACCACCGGACUACGGAGACGCGCCUCCGACCAUCCUCAACACUCCGGUAACUCCUGAAUUGACGACGGUGCCCCCUAGUCAAGAAGGCGACUGGUGGACGCAGACUAAGCUGUGGUACAGGCAGCAAUGGAAGAAGACAGACCCCGUGCUUCCAGCGGUAUCGGCUUCGCUAGGCUUAGCUGUGACGGCAGCGUCUCUGGCAGGCAAUCUGACUGGUGCUGGAAUGGUGAUGGUCCCGUUCGCCUUCGUAUGGAUAGGAUGGAGCGCCCUCUUUUGGCUUCCGGUGUUCGGAGUUCUCGCAGUCUUUAGCGCAGGCCUGCUCGAGUCAUGCUGCGAAAUGCUGGAAGAGCGCCACGAGGAGUACCGCCGGUUCCACUGGUACACGCAGUACUCGGACAUCGCGAACAGAGCCGUGGGACCAGGGCUAUCGAAGGUUGUGGGUGCCCUGCGAUUGCUCUGCGUCGUGGGACUUUGGGCUUUGCUCAUUGUGAUCGCAUCGGCCACUAUGGUUGACUUCGUGGCCCUCAUCCUACCAGUGCCAGUACCAAGGGGACACUUAUACUGCGGCUUCGUUGUUGGCUGCGGAGUGCUGUUCGUUCUCUCCAGUGGUACCACGGCAACCUACUGCCGAUACUGGUGCGGCGUGGUAAACACCCCGGUGGCUGUGGUGCUGACGAUUCUGUUGCUCACGGGUAUCGCGGGCAAUAAUAAGAUGGCUACCGGAACCGGAGAGGCAAUGUUUACCAUAAAGCUGUUCGACCUCGGCUCUCUCAUCGGCGACGUCUCUGGCCUGUCCAAGGGCGUCAAGGACGUUACCAGCGCCCUAUACUUUGUCAGUCUCGGGAUCUUGGCCUUCAAUUUCGCCGGCGUGUGCGAAUUCACAAACAUUCGACGUGACAUGAAGGCACCGCCUUCUUUCACCAAGGCUGCUGCCUUCGGAGUCGCAGGUAAGUCACUGCGCGUGACGGCCACAAGUUCUGCAGAGAGGAGCACGCUGGCUUUAUUCAUCGUUGGCGUAACUGCCUGCGCGGUCCUUUACCCGUUCAACGGAAACGUCGUGCUGAUCUUCAACACACGAAAUGUCCGGAUCGCUGCCCACUUCUUCACUGUGACGUGCUUCGAUCAGUUGACGAACCUCAGCGACCUCAUACUGGGAGAAUACGACCGCGUAGAGGAUUACGGAAAACGCUUGGCCUGGAGGCGUGCCCGAAUAUCGGCUCCGCUUGCCUUGUGCGCCGGUGGAAUUGCCCUGGCCUUGCCAUACGAAGGACCCUUGAUGGGACUCGUUGGGUCCCUUGCGCUCUGCCCUGUGGCGUUCCUGCUGCCUCCCGUGUUCUACUACAAGCUGUGCCAGGGAUCGGAGCAGUGGCCAGAGAAGCCCCUGAGCACGAGAAUGAAGAUCGGCCUCGCAUUAGCCAUUCUGUGCGGCCUUUUCGUGUUCAUCGGCGGAACCGGUGGCGUCGAUCAUUCAGCUGGUGAAUGAGUACGGCGCGGAUGAACAGUCCUGCUUCCGGGGCUUCUGCUACGACCAAAAGUUCGCACUGACGCCGGCGUCACUUUCCUCUUCUCGAUAUAUUCACCAGCGGCGGGAACGUAGACCCCAAUUGGGGUAAAUGCAGCACGAAAUACUGAACUACGUUGUAAAUAAAUUAUUGACGAUUA
Rhipicephalus microplus (southern cattle tick) is the source of this 1841-nucleotide messenger RNA. RefSeq lists its product as uncharacterized. Lineage: Eukaryota; Metazoa; Arthropoda; Arachnida; Ixodida; Ixodidae. The record is from RefSeq and is a predicted model, not a curated record.